GCGGUUACGUUUGUUGCAAGUCGUUGAAGUUGGUUGCCACGUAGUUUUGGCAUUUUUGCAAGUAGUGUAAAACCUCGCCGGGCUCCUGUGUCUGGCCAUGGUGAGCCGUCAUCUGCUGUCUUUGUAGAAAGUUAGCCGUCUUAAGGAACAUGGUGCUUCUUUGUCUAUGUUCGAUAUUUUUCUCUCUCGUUGUCUCUGUAAGUGGAGGCAAACUGCCCGAGCCAGAGGUGAAAACCGAGGUUUUGCAUAGGCCCCUUAUUUGUAAUAGAAAGUCCAAAUAUGGAGACAUGCUUCUGGUUCAUUUCGAGGGAUUUCUGCAGAGCAAUGGCACCAUGUUUCACUCCAGCCGCCAACAUGGGGAUAAAAACCCAGUAUGGUUUACUCUUGGUACCCGGGAGGUGCUCAUUGGUUGGGACAAAGGCCUUCAGGACAUGUGCGUGGGAGAACGGAGGAAACUGACCAUUCCCCCGGCUUUGGCAUACGGGAGGGAGGGAAAAGGCAAAAUACCACCGAGCAGCACUCUGAUUUUUGACAUUGAGCUCAUUGAGAUCCAAAGCGGUCCCAGGUCUCACGAUUCCUUCAGGAAGAUGGAUCUUAAUGAUGACUGGAAGCUCUCCAAAGUAGAGGUGAAAGAGUACCUGAGGAAAGAGUUUGAGAAACACGGAUAUCAUGCCAACGACUCGCACCAUGAAGUGAUGGUAGAAGACAUCUUCAUAAAGGAAGAUGAAGACAACGACGGCUUCAUUUCUGCCAGGGAGUUCACUUUGAAACAUGAUGAACUGUGAAGGCCAGGGCUCGCCCCGGCGUUUCAAAGUGCCAGGAGUGUUUACAUAGCUAUUCAGUCAUGUCUACUCUAUGUGGAAGAUAGCUAAUAAAAUCUUUCCCUGUUGAGGUCUUGGUGCUCCUCAGAAUGCAGCACAAUUAAAUAAAUAUUUAAAUUCAGGGGGGGUUUUUUGUUCAUUAUCUAAUCACUUUAAGUCUUUCAAAGACUAUUUAUCACACUGCGAGCAAUUCAAUCUACUGCAAAUCAGAUCCACAACAAUAUCCAUCUGUUGUAUUCCUUUUGUUGACUGAUUUCUACUACAGUUUAUGGAAAUUCUAAAAACAAUCUACAGUAUUAAGUCAUUUUUCUACAUUCUACAUGCACUGAUUAUUUUACGUAAUGUCUUUUUACAGUGUAUC
Molecule: messenger RNA, 1182 nt
Organism: Lampris incognitus (smalleye Pacific opah)
Lineage: Eukaryota; Metazoa; Chordata; Actinopteri; Lampriformes; Lampridae
Gene: fkbp14
Product: FKBP prolyl isomerase 14
Exons: 4
Coding region: 150-785 (211 amino acids)
Molecular function (GO): calcium ion binding; peptidyl-prolyl cis-trans isomerase activity
Source: RefSeq, a predicted model, not a curated record